Messenger RNA from Cataglyphis hispanica, 1130 nucleotides. RefSeq names its product U1 small nuclear ribonucleoprotein A (gene snf). Bases 140 to 835 code for a protein of 231 amino acids. Gene Ontology annotation, biological process: mRNA splicing, via spliceosome. The transcript has 3 exons. The record is from RefSeq and is a predicted model, not a curated record. NCBI's taxonomy places the organism in Eukaryota, Metazoa, Arthropoda, Insecta, Hymenoptera, Formicidae. Gene Ontology annotation, molecular function: U1 snRNA binding. Gene Ontology annotation, cellular component: U1 snRNP.
AUCUAUGCUUCAAACAACCGUAUAACCUUUAGGACAACGUAACCUUACGCUUAUAUCAUUUUUAUUUCAAGUCUGAUCGAGAAUUUAAUAUACAAAUAUUUUAACACAACGUGUAUAACAUUUACAAGUUCUAGUGAAAAUGGAUAUUCGUCCAAACAAUACCAUUUAUAUCAAUAAUUUAAAUGAAAAAAUAAAAAAAGAGGAACUGAAAAAGUCAUUGUAUGCCAUCUUUUCUCAAUUUGGCCAAAUUUUGGAUAUUGUGGCUUUAAAAACACUUAAGAUGCGUGGACAGGCGUUUGUUAUCUUCAAGGAAAUUGCGAGUGCGACAAAUGCUUUGAGAUCUAUGCAAGGAUUUCCAUUUUAUGACAAACCAAUGAGGAUACAGUAUGCUAAAACUGACAGUGAUGUAAUAGCCAAAAUGAAGGGUACCUUUGCGGAACGUCCAAAGAAACCAAAACGAGUUAUUCCAGCGGCAGAUGAGGAAGCCAAACGUGCCAAAAAGCGUGCAAAAGAGCAGGCAAAGCAUUCGCAGCAAGUCGGAUAUCAUGCUAGUGUACCUCAACAUCCGGGACUCGUCAAUACAGCUGUUCCUGAACAACCACCAAAUCAGAUAUUAUUCUUAACAAAUCUACCAGAUGAGACGAGUGAAAUGAUGUUAUCGAUGUUGUUUAACCAAUUUCCAGGCUUUAAAGAAGUGCGGUUGGUACCUAAUCGACAUGAUAUUGCUUUUGUCGAAUUUGAAAAUGAAGUCCAAUCUGGGGCAGCAAAAGAUGCUCUUCAAGGUUUCAAAAUCACACCUUCUCAUGCAAUGAAAAUAUCAUUUGCAAAAAAAUAAAUUUGACUUUUUUUUUUAUAUUGUUUGUGUGAUAGAAUAUUAUGAUAAAAUGUAAGUAAAAUUUAUAAUCUAAAUUGCGCAUUUGUAUAAAGUGAAUGUAGCUAUUGAUAUGAGCUUUGAUCAUCUCAUUCACAAUAUUAUGCAAUGAAAAGUAUUUUGUUUAAGAAUUUAGCUUAUUUUACAGUCGAUUUUUCAAUAAGUGUUAAGCGUGUAUAUACUGUGACAGAUUCAUAAUAAGGACAUUGCAAUUAUCAAAAAAUAUAUCUAAGAAAUUAAAUAAAUUUUUGAAAUUUUG